Molecule: messenger RNA, 3021 nt
Organism: Anolis sagrei ordinatus
Lineage: Eukaryota; Metazoa; Chordata; Lepidosauria; Squamata; Anolidae
Source: RefSeq, a predicted model, not a curated record
CGCGUGUUCCUGCGGGGAGGAGAGAAACCUCUCCCCGGGAGGGAAGCCGAGAAGGAAGCGGGAGCCAGCCAGGCACAGCCUUUCCCCACUUCCUCCGAGAGCUUUGACCCACUUUCUCGGGCUCUCCCAGGAGGGUCUUUUGCCGGGGAAGCCUCACAGAAGGGGAAGAGGCACAGGUGGGCUCCCCUCGCCCCUUUGUUUCGCUCCGAGGCCGAAUUGGGAGGGCGCAAGGUGUGGCUCCCCUUUGAGAAGCUGCAAAUGUCUUCAAGGAAUGUCACAUCAGAGCGCAGACUGGGGCAACAUGUUCGAUCUGUCCAUUACGACGAAGUGUAUGUGGAUUCCCCUUCGCAAGAGGAUUCAGAGAGGGAUUUUCCAGAGGCUGAGCAGAAUGCCGAGCCCUUUCCUCCUCCACCGCCUCUUCCCCUUCAGCCACCCUUUGGGCCUGAAUUUUACCCAAGUGAAAGUGAAGAAUCGGCUGGAAACUCUGAUCUCAAGCCAGUGAGGAAAUUUGUUCCUGACUCAUGGAAAAACUUCUUCAAAGGGAAGAGAAGCGAUCCUGAGUGGAGUAAGCCAGUCGCUGCAAUUUCUGGUGGUGUCGAAUGCUCUCCGCCAUCGUCUCCAACACUAACUCCAGUGAAAACAGCCCAUACUUCAGCUCAGAGCUCUUACCAGGAUCCAUAUGGCGGGUCAGGGGGGACAUACAACUCUCGCAAAGAAGCUGAAGCCAUGCUUCCUUCGGAGCCCUACAGCACUCUAGAAAGGCAUACGCAAAUUGUUCAGAACUACAGUGACAAAGUUGAAGCUUUCAAUCUGAGAUACUCUUACAUGAAAUCGUGGGCAGGGCUACUGCGGAUCUUGGGUGUUGCUGAGUUGCUCUUGGGCGCAGGUGUAUUUGCCUGUGUAACAGCUUACAUUCACAAGGACAAUGAGUGGUACAACAUGUAUGGCUACUCACAACCGUAUGGUUAUGGAGCAAGCAGCACCUAUGGAGGCUAUUACUACAGCGGACCCAAGACCCCCUUUGUUCUUGUGGUGGCUGCUCUGGUUUGGAUCAUAACGAUUAUACUUCUAGUCCUUGGGACGUCCAUGUAUUAUAGGACUAUCCUUCUCGAUUCCAACUGGUGGCCUUUAACGGAGUUUGGUAUCAAUGUUGCUAUGUUUGUUUUGUAUAUGUCAGCUGCAAUAGUGUAUGUCAAUGAUGCUAACAAAGGGGGACUUUGCUAUUACCAGCUAUUUAACACGCCGAUGAAUGCAUCGUUUUGCCGUAUCGAAGGGGGACAAACUGCCGCAAUGAUCUUCUUGUUCGUAACCAUGAUUAUAUAUCUUAUCGGUGCAAUAGUUUGUCUGAAGUUGUGGAGGCAUGAAAGUGCACGGAAACACCGAGAAUAUAUGGAACAGCAAAUGAAGACACCAUCCUUGACACCGAAAAAGAUGUAUGAUGAAGAAAACUACAGUCCCAAAGUAACGUUCGAAUCAAAGAAAUUCAAACCUGGGGAAAUGAAACCUGAACUACUCAAUGGCCAUAUACCAGCAGGACAUAUUCCAAAACCUAUAGUGAUGCCAGAUUACUUAGCUAAAUACCCAGCAAUUCGGACAAACGAAGAAAGGGAUCGCUAUAAAGCUGUGUUUAAUGAUCAGUUUGCUGAAUAUAAAGAGCUCUCUGCUGAGGUUCAAGCAGUCUUAAAGAAAUUUGAUGAGCUAGAUGGGCUGAUGAGAAAGCUUCCUCGGCAACCUGGAAACACCCUGGAACACGACAGGAUUGAAAAUGUUCUGCAGCAAUAUAAAAAGAAAAAGAAUGAUCCUACAUUUUUAGAGAAGAAAGAAAGAUGUGAAUACCUAAAGAACAAACUGUCUCACAUAAAACAACGAAUUCAGGAAUAUGACAAAGUUAUGAACUGGAAUGCUUAGGAUCUCAAGCUUUCCGUCUGAUGUUUUUAUAUUUAUUUAUUGCCAUUACUGUGUACAACAUUCUGCUGUAAAGUGAAUGCUUAAACCAUACUUGGUUUUUUAAAAUACAGUUUUGGACACAGCGUAAUUGUCGGAGACAGUAGUUGGUUGUUUUUGGAGCUCCUGUACCAUUGAGACAUAUUGUGGAUAAGGUUAUUACUCAGUGGGCUAUUGCAGAAUAUUUGAGCGCUUCCGGAAAUACUCCAAAACCAUACUGUUGGAACAUUUUGAGGUUAAUCUCUAAAUGUUGCUCUGCACUUUGACUGCUGUCCUCUUUUUCUUUCUGAUAAGUAUCAUCUGUAUAUCUGUGACUUUUUUCAUGUCAGGAGCAACUUGAGAAACUGCAAGUCACUUCUGGUGUGAGAUAAUUGGCUGUCUGCAAGGAUGUUGCUCAGGGGAUGCCUGGAUGUUUUACCAUCCUGUGGGAGGCUUCUCUCAUGUCCCCGCAUGAGAAGCUGGAGCUGACAGAUGGGAGCUCAUCCUGCUCCCCGGAUUUGAACCACUGAUCUUUCGGUCAGCAGUCCUGCCAGCACAAGGGUUUAACCCAUUGUGCCACUAUCUGUGACGGAAAUCAACAUUUCCUGAAUGCUUCGCUGUGUAGUUUGCUGUUGCUGGGUAACAGUGAUUAUUCUGUAAAUAGAAAUCAAGUCUUUCCACCUGAAAUAAAAUCUGGGGAAAGGGCUUCUUAUGGAGAUCUUGUGCCUUAAGUUAAAGAUUUGUUUAUUGAUAUACCGUUAUGCCUUAACAACGUUUAAAAAGGAUAUUCUAGCCAGUAGCAACUUUUUUUUAUCCUGCAUGCCUCCUAUAACAUAUUUUCUAGUCUAAAAUAUUUCAAAAAACCAGUCUUAUUCUGAAAUACUCUUAUAUUUCAUAACAAUUUUGUAAAGAACCAAACUGUAAUCUACUUGUGUUAAUGUUAGCAAAUCCUUUAGCUGUUUUUUAAAUCUUCCAAAUCAUAUUUUGCAGACUUUAUUUGUAGUUGUUUGUACAGAGGUUAUAGACACCAAUGUUCAGAACUGAUAGUUUGCUGAUAUCAUUUUACUUGUUUUAUAAAAAUGGAUGAUGUAAAAAACA